Molecule: messenger RNA, 6473 nt
Organism: Antechinus flavipes (yellow-footed antechinus)
Lineage: Eukaryota; Metazoa; Chordata; Mammalia; Dasyuromorphia; Dasyuridae
Gene: LYRM9
Product: LYR motif containing 9
Exons: 5
Coding region: 408-644 (78 amino acids)
Source: RefSeq, a predicted model, not a curated record
GGACUUUGUGGAGGUCAGGGGGUGGCCGUGGAGCUGCGAGUCUCGCGCUUUUAUGCGAACCUUUCUUUUCAGGCCGCAGUCUGGUCUGGGGCCUGCCUUAGAUUCUGCCUCCGACACUUGGUAGCGCGGAGACUCCGUGGCAGCUCCGGACAAGGGGUGGAUUCAAUGCAGCGCCCUCCCCUGUCCCGCACCUGUUAGCGCAGGGCCUGGCAAACACUGGCUGCCUCUUACCUGUUCACUGAGCGCUGCGUUAGGAGGGUUUGCACCGUAUGAAGCCCUGAGUCCAGGCCUCCUCCUCCCCCAAUGCCUAAGAUUCAGCUCUCCUGAGUUUCCCUACUCACAUAUUAUUCUUUGAUCAACGUGACCCAGAGGAUCAAGCCCUGGACUUGGGGAAGAAGGUGACGCUGAUGGGCCCGUUGCCGGGCGCCGAGUUAGUUCAGAAGCCGCUGCAGCUGUACCGUUACUUGCUGCGCUGCUGUCGCCAGCUGCCCACCAAGAACAUCCAGGAGCACUAUAAGCAUGCCGUCAGACAGAGUUUCCGAGUCCAUGCAGAUGAAGACAACCCUGAAAGGAUCCAACAGAUUAUCAGAAGAGCUAUUGAAGACGCCGAUUGGGUCAUGAAGAAGUAUCAGAAGCAAAACUAAAACACUUCCAAGGACUCUGGGGCCCAGAGAGCAAAACCUGGGUGCCGACAAUGGCGGCUCUGAGAUGCCGGCAGCGCUGGGAUGCCCCAUCGGAGACACCUGUGAAUACAGAGAAGCCCGGCUGACCCGGUGCCGGCUGAAGGGGAGACGCCUCCAAAGCCACGCUCGCGGGUUCAGCCUCCUUCGUGCCUGGCGUGGCUUUGGGCUGCAGCUGCCUCCGGGGCCACUCAGGGGAGGGAGUUUGCAACUUCAUCCCUAAAUUUGGCUGCCUACAUUUGCUCCUCAAACUCUUAUCAGCAAUCUAGUUAGAAACAAGGAGACAAGUAUUUAUUGAACGUCUCUUGUGUGCCAACCACUGUACUAGGGAGGAGAAAAGAGAAUUAGAAAGCUCUUGCCUUUCUUUCCCUCAUCCCUAGUGAUUAGCACAGUGCCCGGCAUAAAGUAGACCCUUAAUAAAUGCUUAUUGAUUGACUGACUGAUGUCAGAGUCAGUAAUUCUUCCAUUCUAAUCCUUGUAUGCAUGUUUGUGUGUCUUCCCCUAAAGAACCCAGGUUUUCUACCUCAUGUCCUCCCACCCAGAAGAAGGGAUAUCGAAGCAAGGAAAGAGACAGGUUGCCAAGGGCAGCAAGAGCUGAGAGAGAGAAGGAAAGAGAUGGAGGAAGGAUUUAGAAGCAGCAUGAGUGCACCAGUCAUUUCUGUGUGUCCCAUUUAGAAAGACUUGGCUUUUCCAAGCUUUUUUCUCAGUUGAAUCUCACGACAGCCCUACGAGAGAAGGGGGGCAGGUCUCUCCAUUUAACAGAGAAAAAAAAUGGGACUUGGUUAAACAAUUUGUUUGGGGAGGUUUUGAAUGAGUUUCUCCCAGUAAGUGUUUUUUUCCUUCAUUUAUUCAUACUCUCAUGUAUCCAUAUAAUGUGAUUUUAUUAAAUAGCGUACAAGUGAAGUUGUAAAUGAGUUAGAUUAGAUAUUAAAACAAAAUUAGUCCCCCUUGCUUUAUCGACCCUGCAGGAAAACACUUAUUGCUGAUCAUUGAAUAUGGAAUUAAGACUGAGAGUUGAAUUCUUAAUCUUUUUUAUGUCUUGGACUCCUUUGGCAGCAGGUUGGUCCCCUUUUCGGAAAUAAUUUUUAAAAGCAUAAAUAAAAUACAUAGGACUACAAAGGAAACUGAUUAUACUGAAAUAGUUACCAAAAUAUUUUUAAAAAUCAAGUUCAUGAAUUCCCAAGUUAAGUGCUCCUGACUUAGGGGGCUAUCAUCAAAUUACAGACACUAGUUUGCUGGAUUUUGGGGUUGAGUGGGUGAUGCACUAUGGAUUAUUUAUUUCAUUUUUUUAAAGCUUCAUCAGUUUGGGGACUCUCCUGCAUGGAAACUCUUUCCCCUGAUGCACAUGAACACUACCUCUGUAACUGGGGUCUUAAAGAAUUAUUCGGAGAGCAGUGAGAGAAGUGAAGUGACUUGUCUAGGAUUACACAUCCAGUGUGGGUUAGAGGCAAUACUUGUACCCAGGUCUUCUCAGUCUCAUGCAUUUGAACUCAUAGUGUAGAAGCUGUUUCAGACAUAUCUUCCAGGCAUGAGACUGGGUUCUUCACCGUGGCAGCUGUGUGACAGCACCCUGAAACCCCUUUUCUCCCUCCUUCCCCUCCCCCCCAGCCAAAACACCCAUACUUCAUCUUUUGCUGGAAUUGUAUGACUCUAACUUAUUCUAACAAACCCUCCUAUGUGAAAGGGGGUGGGGGGAGGAAAAGGAGAGGAGGAGGUAAAGAGAAAGGUCACUUAAUUUAAUAGGUGUCAGCCUAGAAGUUCACCUGAGAUGCAGGUCCUUAGUCUUUUGUGAAUCAUGGACCGUUUAGCACCAGUCUGGUGAAACUUAUGGACCCUUUUAUAUAUAUUUUUAGUAAUGCUUUUAAAUGUAUAAAAACACAAGAUUGCAGUGAAAAACAGUUCUAUUGAAAUUAUUACCAAAAUGUUUUUUUUCCAUCUAUAUUUAUGUAUUCCUGAAAUUUAUCCAUAAUUAAGUGCUUCUGAUCUAAAAUAUAAUUAAUUGGGGUUAAUUAACACCCAAUCUGGAAACUCUUACCUAAGGAACUGAAUAUUUGGAGUGAUGAAAGAACAAGAGGUUUUGGAUUCUGGCUCCUUUGGCAAGAGGCAGAAGGGAAAAACAAUGAAAAUCCCUUGUUGCCUUUUUUUUUUUUAAAUAGGGUACAUUGAUGCCCUUUGUUUUCAAUAUCAGUCCUUUUGAGAAAUGCCUUUCCCGUUCUCCCCAUAAUUUAAAAGCAUUAAUAGAAAAUAUCUAAAACAAUGGCCUCAUUGAUAGUGUAUUCAACAUUCUGCUCCAGUAGUCUCCAGUCUGAGAUUACUUCCCAUUUAUAACAAAUGUGUAUCUUGUGUGUUUGUAUGUUGUCUCCCCUAUUAGCGCUCCUUGAGGGCAGGGAUGUUGUGUGUGUGUGUGUGUGUGUGUGUGUGUGUGUGUAUGUAUAUAUAUAUAUAUAUAUAUAUACAUACACACACACAUUUUAUAUAUAUAAAAUCAUUAUUUUUGCCUUUGUUUAUGUCCCUGCACUUAGCACAGUGCCUGGCAAAGAGUAAGGGCUUAAAUGCUUAUUGACUGACUUGUCAUUGAGGACCAGCAUGACUGUCUCAUUUGUGAGGAUCACAGAGAGUAGAUUUAGAGGCAAGACAGUUUACCUUAAUUUCAGUCAUGAUGGAGCUGAAUAAGUCAUGUAGCCAAGGUCCUCCUUUUACAGCAGAGGAAAUUAAGUACCCCUGCUUUGAGUGUCCAGAAGUAUUGGUCGUGGCACUUGACUUUUCACCAGCUGCACAGUAGCUCCUUCAGUGUCAUGUUCAAUGCAAAAGCUGGUGAAGAUGCCAUUUUGAAAGGUCUACAGUCAUUUUCUGAAGAGCACAUAGUAACAUAAUCCAUACCUAGGUGAAUCGUGGUUAUUUAGCAACCCACAUGAACAAAAAAAAUGGCAGUUUUGACAGUUUGAGAAUCUACUCGUGGAGUUAUGUGGGUGGAUGUAUGGAGUUAUAGCUGUGACAUAAAAGGAAGAGAAGAAAUUUGACAAGCCACCAAACAAAGUAGGAGAGGGAAUGGAAGAACUGCCAUGGUGAUAUUGGAAGAUUAAAGUGAUUGACAGCCAUCCUUUAAUGACCAUUGAACCAUAGCUGAUGCACCUGAUUGGGUAUGACAUAAAAGGAAUAGCAGGUGAUGAAGAUUCACUUUAAAGAAGUCUAAAAUUCUGUGUUCAAAGCAGUUGAGAUAUAUUUUUGUGUUCAGUAGAGAUAACUUGGGGUUUCUUUAGCUAAGAGGGCCAGUGGGAAGGAAGGUAACGCCAGCAAAGAAAUCCAGAUUCUGAAGGGGGAGGUGAAAGUGUGUUCUCUGAAACAGUCACAUUGGAGCCUAAGAUUAUAGGUAGAGGUUUACUAAAUGAUGAUUAAUUAGUGGAAGAAAUACAUGUGUAAGAUGUGGUUUUGUCUUUACAAUCCUGGAGAGCUCCAUCAGUUUCCAAAAAAGUACCGUCUUCCAGUACUGAAGGAAAUAAGGUCAAAGAAGAGAGAAUGAUUAUAUGAUGAAUAGUUUGACAGCUGCUCCCAUUCCUCCAGCCCCACAGGAAAAUGCUACAAGGGAAUUUUCUCAGACUGAUUCUUGACCUUUUGGUGAAAGGAGUGAAACAGGUUGGAAAUUAUUUUACACAGAACAACUAUAUCCAUUUGAAGUUCAAUGAAAAACAGUGUAUCUGGCUUUAUUGUCCUAUGAAAUUCUCAAAGGAAAUUCUGUAUCAGUCUCCAUGUGUGACAUUGUGGGUAUUUUUACAUUGUCUGGGAAAAAAUAGUCACGUAAUUCAUAUCUAGAAGAAUCAUUUGCUUGCAUAUUGCCACCUUAAACUCAAAAUAAAUUACUAUUGCAUAAUAAGAUUAUUAUGGAUUCUUCAUCUGGAAUCCAUGAGUCAUCCCCCCUUCAUCCCCCUCCAAAAAAAGAAUUUAUGAAUAGGUUGGUGGGGGGUAUGAAUUUGAAUAGGAGAAAAACUUGGUUUCCUUUGUAAGCCUAUGUCAGUUAUGUGGUAUAUUUUAAAACAUUCUGAAAAAGAGUGCAUAGAUUUGGUAAAAGAGUCCAAGACACCAAAAAUGAUUGAACCCUUGCUCUAAAAUGAUUUUGCAACUAAUUAUACUAUUGUUUGUGAAUUCUUUUUUAAAAAAUUAGUUUUAAUUCAAAAGAUAAAUGAAAAAUGUCCUCCAUUUUGAUUGAAUUUUUUUGAAAGUCGAUUCUAAUUUAAUGUAUUUAGCAUAUUUAAUGUCCUUAAAUUCAGUAUAUUUAACUUAGAAUGUGAUUCUUAUCUUUUUCUGUUUUAGGUUGUCAUGGAACUUUGUCUAUAAGAUGGACUAGUCAGGGGAGUAGGAGGAAGUGGAGACAUCUUAAGUUGUUUCAUUUCCUUUUUUUUUUUUUUUUUUUUUUUAAACUUUGAUCUUAAGAGAUGUCCAAAAACAGAUUUUUCUUUUCCAAAAGUUUGAGAAAUGCGGGUUUCUGUUUGAGAAAUUGGGUUAAAGGAGAAUUUAGGGUGAAUAAUAGUGCUUCCAUGGUUUUGAAAAAUUUGCUCUCUAUUCUUUAGUUCUGAAAAAAACAAGCUUAUAGCUUGUGUUAUUGUGAUUCUGAAUAUGUAGUUAGUUUCAUUAAUCAUUGAUAAUACAAAUAUUUCCUGCCCCCACCCCAUCUGUCUCAUAUGCUUUUACAUUUUUCUUGUAAACUUGACCUGAACUUAGCUACUUCUCCUUUGGCCCAAUCAUAUUGAAAGUCCAAGUCUGUUCUCUUUUCCACUCUGAUAGGAGUUAGUGAGAAGAGCUCUCUGUACUCUCUUGCCUCAUCCACACAUUUACAGUAGUACAUUUAUUUUACUGAGAUACUGUGACUUAGGUUUAUGUAGAAGACGACAGUACAGCAAAAAUCAUCUUACACUUUGGUAAAUCUUUUAAGAAAUAGUCUUUCCAGUUUGGCAGUUCAUGGGUGACAGUACAAAUUCAAUUAAAUUUGUUGGAAUUUCAGAGUUAAGCUUUUUUUUCUCUUGGCUAUAUUGAUAUAUAUAUUUUUUGUAACGAAAAAAAAAAAAAAAAAAAAAGAUUAUUUGCCAGUGGAACCAGUUCAUUUAUGGUAAGUUAGCUAUAAGCCAAGAAUCCUGGAAUCCACAGACUUCUAAAAAGUCAGUGGGUAGAUUUCAAUAAACUUGGGAUGGAAAAUCACAUCAUUAUUUUCAUUAACUUCAAAUUGAAAUUCAACAUUAAAAAAAAAUUGAACUUAGGGUCUGUAGGCUUCAUGAGAUUGCCAAAGUGCUCCACAACACAGCUUUGCUUUAAGAUCAUUUAAAAUGAGAUAUUUGGUAUUGCUUCUGUGUCUAUGGAGUGGGGGGGAAAUCACUUUUUGGAAUAUUUGAGGGAAAUAUCUUUUAAAAGCAUCAUUCUUCCAAGAUUCAGCCUUUAUUUCAGAAUAUAAUUUCUUUUAAAGGCAUGGUGUUUAAUUUCUCGAUAUAUUGGGGCAAAAAAGGAGAGAGAAUAUGUUAAUUGUUCCCAUAGAUAAAUAUAUAGCAUAAAACAUGAUGUAACUAGAACUGUCUUUAACUUAGAAAUACUUUUUGUCGUGUUGUUUGUAUAUAAAACAUGUUUUGGACAGCCUUUGUAAAUGAAUAAGCAUGUCUGAGAAUGCUUACAGAACAAAGGCUGGGUAUAAUGUUUACAUAUAUAUUGCUAUGUAGACAUUAUUGAUACACACACAUACAAAUUAUACACACAUAAUAUGUCAUGAUGACAUACUAAUGCUGAAAUGGUGUUUGAAUUCUAAGAGUGGAA